AAUCAAAUAAGUAAACACUAAACAUAGUUAAAGUUUCUAUUUUACCGACUUUUUCAUACUUAUUUUGUUAAAGUUGUUCUGUUCGGGGAUAGUUAGAUGUAUUGGCUCAUAAAAGUAUAGAACAAUUUCACUUAAAAUGGCACCUGGACUAUCUGUGAAUUGGCAAUUGAGGCAAAUUGUGAGCGACAAGCUCAUUCUCAUAGACACUGCUGGAGCCCUGGUUGGUCGGAGUAAUAAUGCUAAAGUGUGCCUUAGAAGUAAUAAAACAUCCAGAGCACAUGCACACCUGGCCAUAGAUCCUAAUAACAACCUCAAUAUCGUCGACUUAAAAAGCACCAAUGGAACAUUUGUGAAUGGGCAGCAGAUUCCUGUAUCUGGCAAGCAAGUAUGCUCGGGUGAUAUCAUCAGUUUUGGACUAUCCACUAUUGAUUUAUCUGACGAACUGAUAGACAAAGAAUGUUUUUUCCAAGCCACGCAAAUUGAACAAGCCAAGAACAAACCAGAAGCUGCAGACUCCACAACUAAUGAACUUGAUAAUUCAAUCAUCCCCAUAGAAAUUGAUGAUUCUUCUGACGAAUUUUUGGACGAUAAACGGCAUACUUCUACGCCAUCCGAUUCGUCAUCGGUUGUCAAAACAGAGAACGUUUUCAAAUCCGAAAUGAGGCUAAAUAAUAUUCAUACGUUAAGUGAAGCACCAAUGGUAAUCAGUAGUAGUUCAGGACGGGUUUCCGCAAAAAUUGCCAAUCGCGUAUUGACUGUCUCAUUGGAUCGCACACCCCAGCAGCCAAAGUCACCUAAAAUAUCUACGAUUUUAACAGAAAGUGAUUUUGGUAAUAUUUCAUUUAAAAUCGAUGCUGAUUCGUUAGACAAGAAGGAUAAGUUACUGAAGGAACCCGCAAUAAAUACAAAUGGCAGUGGUAAUCUAAUCAUUGGAUGCACGAAAAUAUUCGGCAACAGUAGGGUAUUACCAGACAACAAAUCCACAGAUGAAGUUGAAUCAGUUGAAAACGUCCCUGAGAUUAAGCCUACAGCAUUAUUAAAAUCAUUUUCAACAAAUGAUAGUAGCAACUGCUUAUUAAUUGAUUUGACUAAUGAUGAUGAGGAUGACGAAGCAGAUAUUUCUAACAGUCAAAUUUGCCACAUGUCGCAGAUUGUACAGACAACAGUGCCAGAUGAUAAGUACCAACAAAUCAAACAUGAGCUAGCCGAAAUGGAUUACUGUACGGAAGAAGUAAUUGUAAAUGCGGUCCCAAUUAAUUUAGAAGAUGAUAUGGAGACUGGUUUUGAUAACACUCAGGACAUAUGGGAACUUCUUGAAGGUGGAUUCGAAGAGAUCAAUGAUAAGAUAGAUAAAAACACCCACGAUAACAAUGCUAAAGAUAUACCUGUUUCACCUGAAAUAGAUUUCAGUGACAACUGCCCUACAAAUACAUUUCCAUCAAAUUCAAACUCCAGUACUGUUUCUGAACCGACUGUUCCUGAAGACGACAUCAAAAAUAAUUGUAAUUCAACACGGACAAGUAAAUCUGAUAAACCGAAAAACAAAUUUAAUAAGCCUCCAAUAAUUGAACCUCAUUUCAUACAGCCUUCAACAAAAUCAACCAAGCAAUCAUUAACAACAAAUAGCAAGUCGACGAAUAAAAGAAAGACAUCAGUUGAAUCUCCAGUUAAAAUUAAACGAGCUAAAAGUGUCGACGUAUUUAAUCCAUUGAAAACUGUUAAAAAUGUUACCAAAAAUAUGGCGAAAAAACGGCGUAGUCCAUUGAAACCAACUGUUGAUAAAGCAGCUGUUGAAAAAGCACAGAAUGUCCUAGAAAAUCGACGAGCGAAAUUAAAAGAACUAACCACUGCAAAGGGCAAAUGCAGCGAGAACCUUUCAGUCGACAUUCCAUGCAGCUCAAUGCAAGAAGUAAAUGACGAUCAAACAUUUGUUUGCCCAAGUACGGCCGUUAAAACAAGGAUUGCACGAAACGAUUCAACUAAAUAUUCGACUGGACCUGUCGAAAAAGAUAACAGCCGCUGCUUUAAAAUGCCUGCCAGUCGACCUCAACCAGAUAUUCGAGCACCUCUUUCCCUAGCGCGUGCGGCAUAUGACCUGCGUCGAACUAAGUCUUCAGAAGAAAUAAAGCUGGGAAGAGGAAAUUCUACCCAAAAUAUGGAGAAAACUAAUCCUAAUUCAUUUAGGCGUAGUACAGGUUUAAUAAAUACUCAAACUCAAAAACUCAAAAAUGCUUUGAAAACGAAUGCGAUACAAAACUUACCCCCUGGUACCCGAAUGAAACAACCUAAGCACGCUGCUGCGAAAGCACAGUAUUCUGCAAGUGUUAGUUCAAAUCAAGACGCUUCGAGAAGAUUGAUGUGGACCAAUGGUGGCCCUGCAAAACGAUUACCUAUCAGGCAGCUACCUAAAGUUGAUGAUAUUGCAAAGAAAAUGGUACAAUGGUUACCAAGCUGGCUUUUGGAACAAGUAGAUAUUGAUGCGAGUCCGCCCAUAAAUAAUCCACCCGCUACAAAGAUACCUCAAACAUUUCAAGACUUUGGUCAUUACUACCAGACAUUUUAUAAACUGAUAUUGUUGGAAUCCUGGCAGUAUUUGUUCAGUGGCUUUCGAGAGGCCAAAGAUCAACCGAGAAAAGUAAGAAUCGAUCAUCUGCGAGUUGCUAAUGAUGUAAUCAUUUUGGAUUGCACUUGUUAUAUCACUAAAAAUGAAUUGAAGAAAGAGCUUUUCUACAGACCAGACGAUUUCGUAUUGUUGGAAUGCGCUAUGAAAACUGAAAAUAAUUCCUACGCGUCGUUAAAUUUCGGAAUUAUACAAAACUGCAAGAAAACAACACUCACCGAAGCUUGCGAUGUUUGGAUUAAACGCGAUCUAUGUGGAGACCCUCACACUAAACUAGAAUUUACUAUGAUAACUCGGUAUCAGCCGGAUAAGGAGAUGAACGUUAAAAAAAAGCCUAUAAUUAAACUACUUUCCAACCUAAGGACAUAUUUCAUGUUAAUAAGGGCUGUUAAGGGUUUUGCUAACUCACCUUUACAUCCGAUGGUGUUAAAUCCUCAAAUAACAGACUAUAAAAUUACGACUACUCAUCAUAAUCUGAAAUAUAAAAAUGAAUUGAAUGUUGAACAAAAAUGUACAGUCUUGCAAGCCGCUAGUUUGUGCACUGGAAAUAAGCCCGGAAUUUAUUGCAUCAAAGGCCCACCUGGCACCGGAAAGUCAACCGUAAUCGCAAACUUAGUAUUUCAAAUACUAUUUUCGCAUUAUUACGGCAAAGAACAACAACGGCCAAUGAUUCUUUUAGUGGCGCCAUCAAAUACCGCGAUAGAUACUUUACUAUCAAAGAUGAUGUCUUUGAAACGAGGUGUGUCUGUAGAAAUGCAAACAAAAAUCAAAUGCGUACGAAUUGGGCCCGAAUCUAGCAUUAGUAAAGGCGUACAAGGAUAUUCUCUACCUAGAUUGGCUGAAAAACAUAUGCCCCUGAAUCAUCAGGCCAAUGCAAAUAUUUGGGCUAAUAAACAGAAACAUCAAAGCCCAUUGGAUUGCUUGAAAGAUUACUUUGGAGACCAAUAUUAUCAUGAACUGAAAAAGUGCGAAAAUAUCAUUCUUAGCAAAAGUAAUAUCAUUUGUACAACCUUAAACAGUUGUAUUAAUGGACUUCUGAUGGACGCAGUGAACAGGGGUAUUCUUCAAUUCACGUGUUGCAUAGUUGAUGAGGCUACUCAGUGUCAUGAGGUGGAAGUUCUUUUGCCUACAUUACUUGGCAUUGAUAAAUUUGUGUUAGUUGGAGAUCCACAACAACUUAGUGCUACGAUAAUGAACAGAGAUGCCUUAAAGCUGGGGUUUGGCCAAAGCUUAUUUUCGAGACUGGCAAAUAGCUUCGGAUCCGAUCCCAGGUCGCCUAUCAAAAUGCUUACAGAACAGUAUCGAAUGCAUCCCGAAAUAUGUUCUUUUCCCAAUAGCCAAUUUUAUGAGGGAAAGUUAAGAUCAGUCGCAAAUCCUUCAAAUAAAUUACCUGAAGAAAUUAAGCCUUAUUUAGUUUUUAAUUUGGAAUAUGUAAAUAAUUCCAGGGAAUACACUAACAUGGGUGAAAUAAUUGUAAUAAAAAAAAUUCUAAGUUCCAUCAUCAGCUUAGUAGGCAAGAGCUGCAAUUAUACAAUUGGAAUUAUUACGCCGUACAGAGCGCAAAAGGAUUUAAUAUGCGAUAACAUUGCAGAUCUAGAGGCAAACAAUAACUGUAAAAUAAUCACAAACACUGUAGAUAGCUUUCAAGGUUCCGAGAACGAUGUUAUUAUAAUUUCUUGUGUUCGAGAAUCGUCAAACUCAUUUUUACAAAAUGAAUGUAGAUUAAACGUGGCUUUGACCAGAGCUAAGCAGGCCUUAUACAUAGUCGGGAAUUACAUUCUAUUUAAGGAGUGUAGGCCAUUAUAUAAUCUUCGAGAAGAUGCGAAAAGACGCAACGUUCUAUUGGAUAUUAAGCAAAAUCCAAAUACUAUAACCAAUUUUGAUAGAUAUUUGAUUAAGAAACGAAACAAUAGAAAUACCGCUGUGUAAAAAUGUAUCGUUAAUUUAAGGUUCAGUUCAUACGAUUUUACCUGUUGUGUGUUCAGAGGUGUCAAUUGUUUAGAAAUGUGUAGAUCUCAGCGUAAGGGUGCAUUAUCUCAAGAUCAAACAAAAAGUGUUCCUUAUUUUAUAGAUUUUAGUAGUUGUAGCACAGCUUAUAUCAUAUAUAACCUGUGGUGGUAGUAGUACUAGUCUAGGGGCACCCGAACGGGCCCCGCUUAUAUGUCUUAAUUAAUUAGGAAAAUAGUGAUUUUGACUAAUUUUCAUCAUUGAGCUUUAACUAAUGUUUUAAAGCCAAAUGGUUUAACUUAACAGGCGGUCGGUUAUCCGAUAACUCUUAAUACGACUCAAAAAUUGUGCUUUUAAGUUCAAUACUUUGUGCCAUAAAAUGAUGCGCUGUAUAAAUUGCGGAACUAACAAAAUAUUAUAGUAUAAUGUCACUCGGCAUCAGUUUGUAACAUACUUUACGUCUGAAGCGAAUCUAUCUUGCAAAUAUUUAUUGCCUAAAUGAACUUACAGACGAUGUUCUGCACGUUUUCAAUUCUUUCUGUCCCUUCCAAUUGUUUGUGCCCGAUAGUUAUCAACAUGUGCUUAAAAAGAUAUAUGGGAGCAUUUGGCCAAAUUUCUAAUAAAAAUCGACUAUUCUCGCAAAAAAAUAAACACGAUUGUUAAGAGAAAAUGGCAUAAUUCUAAAAAUUACCACAUCUCCAGAUGCAUUUCAGGUGUAAAAUAGUCCAUGUCAUUUAUAUUAUGUAUUGCGAGGCCACAUCCAAGAACAUUUCCUCCUAUAGCGUUUUCAAGCAAUAUAUUUGUUUUAUACACGCUUAUGUAGUUUGAUCUUGGGGUGACAGUCUAGGCCGAAGGCUUGUGAUCAUACCAGUGAAUGUUAUGUUAAUGUGCUACUUAAACAUUGUGUGCUCACAUUUUGUGCUCAAUUAAUUUGUUAAGAGUCUUAAUUAAGUGAACUUUUGCUGUAAUUCAAUUAAUCAUUUUUAGACAAAAAUACUGUUAUUUCAUUUCUUACUCAAAAAUUAAGAACUAACUUCUGACUCCGUAACUGUUAAGUUAAAAAAUAUAUUUCAAGAAUUAUAUAAUAUACUUUUGAUACGCUAUUAUAAACCUGUCGUUAUUUGUAUGUAAAUUUGUUAAUUAGAAAUAGUAAACAGAUAACUGAGUUUCCACGAUUGCAA
This is a messenger RNA of Dendroctonus ponderosae (mountain pine beetle), 5748 nucleotides long. Its product is annotated as probable helicase senataxin. Lineage: Eukaryota; Metazoa; Arthropoda; Insecta; Coleoptera; Curculionidae. Gene Ontology annotation, molecular function: transcription termination site sequence-specific DNA binding; helicase activity; protein binding. The transcript is spliced from 17 exons. Gene Ontology annotation, biological process: termination of RNA polymerase II transcription. Gene Ontology annotation, cellular component: nuclear body. The coding region runs from base 137 to 4549 and encodes 1470 amino acids. The record is from RefSeq and is a predicted model, not a curated record.